This is a messenger RNA of Sporisorium graminicola, 1899 nucleotides long. RefSeq lists its product as uncharacterized. Gene Ontology annotation, molecular function: threonine deaminase activity; pyridoxal phosphate binding. The transcript has a single exon. Lineage: Eukaryota; Fungi; Basidiomycota; Ustilaginomycetes; Ustilaginales; Ustilaginaceae. Gene Ontology annotation, biological process: L-threonine catabolic process. Bases 1 to 1899 code for a protein of 632 amino acids. The record is from RefSeq and is a predicted model, not a curated record.
AUGGCGGCCACCGCCUCUUCCUCCUCUACCUCAACAGCGGCCUACCUCGCAGGGCCCUUCCCCUCUGGCCGCGCUCUGACCGAAAACGAUGUCGCACCCACUGUGCCCCCCACACCCUCCGAGGAAAACUCUCCGCCCACACACCUCUACACCGACCUGCCCGCACACCUUAUGCAAGCCGACAACACACCCGACUACCUCCGUCUGAUCCUCAACGCCGACGUCUACGAUCUGGUCAAACAGACCCCCUUGCAACCGGGUGUCAACCUCUCGGCGAAAACGGGAUGUCAGGUGCUACUCAAACGAGAAGAUCUCCAGCCCGUGUUCAGCUUCAAGCUACGCGGGGCGUUCAACAUGAUGCGCCAGCUCGAUUCAGAGCAGAAGUGGAAGGGUGUCAUCGCGUGUUCUGCGGGCAACCAUGCGCAGGGGGUGGCAAUGGCCGGUGCACACCUGAGCAUUCCGUGCACCAUUGUCAUGCCGAAGGGCACGCCGGAGAUCAAGACGGCCAACGUCAAGCGCAUGGGUGCCAAAGUGGUGUUGUUUGGGCAGGACUUUGACGAGGCAAAGGCAGAGUGCACGCGCUUGUCCAAGGCGUACGGGUUGACCAUCAUCCCGCCCUUCGACCACCCGCGUGUCAUUGCGGGGCAGGGAACCAUCGGUGUCGAGAUCUGCCGCCAGACCGACAUGUCCAACGUCGAUGCUAUCUUCUGCUGCGUAGGUGGCGGCGGCCUGCUGGCCGGUGUCGCUGCAUACAUCAAACGCAUUGCCCCUCCGCACGUCAAGGUGAUUGGAGUAGAGACCUUUGACGCAGACGCACUUGCCCAGUCGCUCGAAGCCGGCCACCGCGUGCUUCUCAACGAAGUGGGGUUGUUUGCAGACGGCACAGCGGUGCGCAUCGUCGGUGAAGAAUGCUUCCGCAUCUGCCGCCAGACGGUCGACGGCGUCGUGCGUGUUUCCAACGACGAGAUCUGCGCUGCGAUCAAGGACACGUUCGAAGACACACGCUCCAUCCCCGAGCCUUCCGGUGCGCUCGCCAUUGCGGGCAUGAAGCGAUACAUUGCGACACACGGGUUGCAGGGGUCUGGGAAGAAGUUUGUUGCGCUUGUCUCGGGCGCAAAUAUGAACUUUGGCAGACUGAGGUUCGUCGCUGAACGCGCCGAGUUGGGCGAGAACAAGGAAGCUCUGCUCAGCGUUGAGAUCCCAGAGCAGCCGGGUGCGUUCCUCAAGCUGCACAACCACAUCAAUCCGAGAAUGGUCACCGAGUUUAGCUAUCGCUAUGGAGACAGCAAGAAGGCACAGAUCUUGCUGUCGUUCAUGCUCAACGGUUCCAAAGCUCCUCCUGCUGCUGCUACCCCUGCCACCGCCGAGACACAGGCGCCCGGAGCAGUACCCGUACCCGAGACCCUCUCCACGUCGAACUCGUCUGAGCUGGCCUCCUCGACCGCCUCGAUCGCCGACACCACCGCGCAGCUCGCCGCAUCCACGCUGGGAUCCUCCUCCGAACUCGAGUCCAUCCUCGCCGCACUCACCGCCGAUGGGAUGACGCCUAUCGAUCUGUCGGGGGACGAAGUGUCCAAGUCGCACCUUCGCUACCUCGUGGGCGGCAAGACGAGCGUCCCCAACGAGCGUAUUUUCCGAUUCGAGUUUCCUGAGCGCCCCGGUGCGCUGCGGAAGUUCUUGGUGGGCAUGCAGAGCGGCUGGAACGUCUCGCUGUUCCAUUACAGGAAUCACGGUGCGGACAUGGGGAAGAUUUUGCUGGGCAUCCAAGCUCCCAAGGAAGACAACGAGAAGCUGGAGACCUUCUUGAAGGAGUUGGGCUACCAGUACCACGAGGAGACCAACAACCCCGUGUUGAGGAGGUAUCUGGGCCCGCCGGCUGCUGCUGCUGCUGCCGUCUAG